UCGAAGCCAUGAAUCCGGAUAAGUUCACCCACAAGACCAACGAGGCCAUCGUCGCCGCCCAUGAGCUAGCCACCAACAAUGGCCACGCCCAGAUCACUCCUCUCCACCUAGCCGUUGCCCUCGUCGGCGACACUGCCGGCCUUUUCCGGCAGGCCAUCUCCAACGCCUCCGGUGGCGUCGGCGACUCCACCAUCGCCUCGGUAGAGAGCGUCCUCAACCGCGCCCUCAAGAAGAUCCCCUCUCAGCACCCGGCGCCGGACGAGGCCCCGGCCUCCACUUCUCUCAUUAAGGUCAUCCGCCGCGCUCAGUCCUCCCAGAAGGCCCGCGGAGACACCCACCUCGCCGUCGACCAGCUCAUUCUUGGCCUCCUUGAGGACUCCCAGAUCUCCGAUUGCCUCAAGGAGGCCGGUGUCAGCGCCGCUCGAGUACGCUCCGAGGUCGAAAAGCUUCGGGGGAAGGAGGGCAAGAAAGUGGAGAGCGCCUCCGGCGACACCAACUUCCAGGCGCUCAAGACGUACGGCCGGGAUUUGGUCGAACAGGCGGGGAAGCUCGACCCGGUGAUCGGCCGGGACGAGGAGAUCCGCCGCGUAAUCCGGAUUCUCUCGCGCCGUACCAAGAACAACCCCGUCCUCAUUGGUGAGCCCGGCGUCGGCAAGACGGCUGUCGUGGAGGGCCUCGCCCAGAGGAUUGUGAGGGGUGACGUCCCCAGUAACCUACUAGAUGUUCGACUCGUGGCCCUAGACAUGGGUGCUCUCGUUGCGGGCGCCAAGUAUCGGGGCGAAUUCGAGGAGCGACUCAAGGCUGUGCUCAAGGAGGUUGAGGAGGCUGAAGGUAAGGUCAUCCUCUUCAUUGAUGAGAUCCACCUCGUGCUUGGCGCUGGACGCACUGAGGGUUCCAUGGAUGCUGCGAAUCUAUUCAAGCCGAUGCUUGCUAGAGGGCAACUCCGGUGCAUUGGAGCGACCACGCUGGAGGAGUAUAGGAAGUACGUGGAGAAAGACGCCGCCUUUGAACGAAGGUUCCAGCAAGUCUAUGUGGCUGAGCCCAGUGUGGCGGACACCAUUAGCAUACUUCGAGGGUUGAAGGAGAAGUACGAGGGGCACCAUGGUGUUCGGAUUCAGGACCGGGCUCUUGUGGUCGCUGCCCAGCUCUCCGCUCGAUACAUUACAGGCCGACACCUGCCUGAUAAGGCCAUCGAUUUGGUUGAUGAGGCUUGUGCUAAUGUGAGGGUGCAGCUUGAUAGCCAGCCGGAGGAAAUUGAUAACUUGGAAAGGAAGAGAAUCCAAUUGGAAGUCGAAUUGCAUGCGCUUGAGAAGGAGAAAGAUAAAGCCAGCAAAGCACGGCUGUUAGAGGUUAGGAAGGAACUGGAUGAUCUGAGGGAUAAGCUACAACCACUCAUGAUGAAGUACAAGAAGGAGAAGGAAAGAAUUGACGAGAUUCGAAGAUUGAAGCAGCGCCGUGAGGAGCUUCUCUUUACUUUGCAGGAGGCAGAGAGGAGAAUGGAUUUGGCACGUGUUGCAGACCUACGAUAUGGAGCCUUGCAAGAGAUCGAUGCUGCUAUUUCAAGGCUUGAAGGGGAUGCCGGUGAGAACUUGAUGUUGACCGAAACAGUGGGGCCUGAACAGAUUGCAGAGGUUGUGAGCCGAUGGACUGGCAUUCCAGUGACCAGGCUGGGCCAAAAUGAGAAGGAAAGGCUGAUAGGCCUUGCAGAGAGGUUACACAAGAGAGUUGUAGGCCAGGACCAGGCGGUUGAUGCGGUGGCCGAGGCUGUGUUGAGGUCGAGGGCUGGUCUAGGUCGGCCCCAGCAACCAACCGGCUCCUUCCUCUUCUUAGGUCCCACCGGUGUUGGUAAAACAGAGCUUGCGAAAGCUCUUGCUGAGCAACUCUUCGACGAUGAGAACCUCCUGAUUCGCAUCGAUAUGUCAGAGUACAUGGAGCAGCAUUCGGUUGCCAGACUCAUUGGUGCACCACCAGGGUACGUUGGUCACGAGGAGGGCGGACAGCUGACGGAGGCUGUGAGGCGGCGGCCGUACAGUGUCAUCUUGUUCGACGAAGUGGAAAAAGCGCAUGUUGCUGUGUUCAAUACCCUUCUUCAAGUCCUUGAUGAUGGAAGAUUAACCGAUGGCCAAGGGAGGAAAGUGGACUUCACCAACACGGUUGUCAUCAUGACUUCAAAUCUUGGGGCAGAACAUCUCCUUGCAGGAAUGGUGGGCCAAUCUUCGAUGCAGAUUGCACGAGAACGAGUCAUGCAGGAAGUGAGGAGGCAUUUUAGGCCGGAGCUGCUGAAUCGGUUGGAUGAGAUAGUGAUCUUUGAUCCUCUGUCGCAUGAGCAACUUAGGAAGGUUGCCAGGCUCCAGAUGAAGGAUGUUGCUGUCCGUCUUGCAGAAAAGGGCAUUGCUCUAGCUGUAUCUGAUGCUGCUCUGGAUGUUGUUCUAGCUGAAUCAUAUGACCCUGUGUAUGGUGCAAGACCGAUCAGGAGAUGGUUAGAGAAGAGAGUGGUGACUCAACUGUCCAAGAUGCUGAUACGAGAAGAGAUUGAUGAGAACUCCACCGUGUACAUUGAUGCAGCUGUUGGGAAGAAAGAGCUGACAUAUAGGGUGGAGAAGAAUGGAGGGCUUGUGAAUGCUGCUACUGGGCAGAAGUCUGACGUCCUGAUUGAGAUCCCUGAUGGGGCGGUCCGCAGUGAUGCAGCCCAGGCAGUGAAGAAGGUGAAGUUACUGGCAGAUGAGGAGGAUGUUGACAUGGACGACGAGUAGGUGUAAGCCGUGCGGAUGUGAAUUGUGUUUUGGUUUGAAGAAUGGUCUCAGAGGAGACCAGACCCAAUUCCUUUUUUUUUUAACAAAAAAUUCCCGUCAUUCUGGAUGAUGAUGGACAUGUUGCUUGAUCAAAGUGGGUGAAAGAGGUGUUACUGUCCUACAAUUAAUUAUCUUUUCACUUUGUGAUGGCAAUUUGAUGUAAGUAGGACGUUUUACAAGGAAAAAUUUUAGUGCAUAUAACGAAUGUGUCAUCGUGGUUUUUUUU
Elaeis guineensis (African oil palm) is the source of this 3018-nucleotide messenger RNA. Its product is annotated as chaperone protein ClpB1. Gene Ontology annotation, cellular component: cytoplasm. Gene Ontology annotation, biological process: cellular response to heat. The record is from RefSeq and is a predicted model, not a curated record. Gene Ontology annotation, molecular function: ATP hydrolysis activity; ATP binding. Lineage: Eukaryota; Viridiplantae; Streptophyta; Magnoliopsida; Arecales; Arecaceae.